AUGAGAAUUCUGACAUGUCUAGCAGCAGAGGCACUGGCCAGAGAAUUCCGUGGGGUCUGGAUUACCACCGUCUCCAACAUUGACUGGCCUAAGCAGCGCGGUCUCUCGCCCGAAGUCGCUCAGGCUCAGCUCAUUGCCCAGUUAGAUCUGGCGCAAGAGAACAACUUCAACGUCGUCGUCUUUCAAAUUCGGCCCCAAGCUGAUGCCUUUUAUCGUUCAGAAUUGGAGCCUUGGAGCUACUGGCUUACGAACAAGCAAGGCGUCGACCCCGGAUGGGACCCGCUAGAAUUCGCCAUUACUGAAGCACAUCGACGAGGUCUGGAGCUGCAUGGCUGGCUCAAUCCUUACCGAGCGAAUGCUGCUGAAUCGCAAAAGGACAAUCUUGACCCUCUCAGUCCAGUUCAUCAAUAUCCCGACUACGCUUACGAAAUCGGCAAGUACAUCUGGCUCGACCCUGGAGCAGACGAAAUCAAGGCCCACACAAAAGCUGUGAUCAGCGACAUUCUCAACCGAUAUGACGUUGAUGGACUCCACUACGACGACUAUUUCUACCCCUACCCUUCAUAUAACAACUACCAAGGCUUUCCCGACGAUGCUACGUAUGCCAAAUACGUCAAUGCCGGCGGAGCGAUGAGCAGAGAAGAUUGGCGAAGAGAGAAUGUCAACGAACUCAUUCGGGACACCUACGAGCUCGUGAAGAACCAUAACAGCUAUGUGAACUUCGGAGUCGCUCCUUUUGGAAUUUGGCGGCCGGGAAACCCGCCUGGAAUCGUCGGAAUGGACGCCUACAAAGAUCUUUACUGCGACUCAAAGAAAUGGCUGAACGAAGGCUGGUUGGAUUACCUCGCUCCUCAGCUGUACUGGCCGAUUGAUUCGAGUGGACAGCCGUUUGAAGAUCUUUACGACUGGUGGAAUGAACAGAAUUACGAAAAGAAACAUGUGAUGACGGGGCUCUAUGCUUCGGGAGUGAUGGAACAUGUCAAGGACUGGCCGGCGCAAGAGAUUGUUGAUCAAAUCGAACUCAUGAGAAACAAACAGCUCUCAACUGGAGUCGGAGAAAUUCAUUUCUCAAUGCAGGCUUUUGAGAAAAACACCAAGGGUCUCACAGAUCUGCUCAAAUCAACAGUCUACGCCAACAAAUCGAAUGUUCCCGCUCUUCCGUGGCGAUUCAGCGGCUAUCCUCCGAUUCCUUCGGAACCACAGUUGAGAAUCAACGACUGGACAAUCGAAAUCGAGCCGGGCUGGGAUCAUCGAAGCUACGGCCUUUACGAAAACGAUCUGCUAGUGGAUGUCAUUGGAAACGCCGGCGAAGGAACGAUCGUUUAUAAAGUUCCAAAGGAGCUUCAGAACAAGAACUUGUGCUUCAAAUCGAUGAACAAGGAUCGCCUUGAAUCGGGCUGCACGAAAGUCUGCCACUUGGGCAUCGUUGUCAACGAUUUUUGGACUUGCGGUGACUUGAAAUGCAACUUCGACUUGAACAACGCUCGAGUUUGCAUGGACGGAAUCGACGACGAGUACCUCUGCCACGCUGUUGGAUGCCUUCAUUGCCCGGCGAAUCAGUACGGAUACAGAUGUCUUUGGGAAAAUCAGUGA
Oikopleura dioica is the source of this 1593-nucleotide messenger RNA. Lineage: Eukaryota; Metazoa; Chordata; Appendicularia; Copelata; Oikopleuridae. The record is from the annotation of a GenBank genome assembly.